Messenger RNA from Clupea harengus (Atlantic herring), 1891 nucleotides. Its product is annotated as transmembrane 6 superfamily member 1. The record is from RefSeq and is a predicted model, not a curated record. Lineage: Eukaryota; Metazoa; Chordata; Actinopteri; Clupeiformes; Clupeidae. Gene Ontology annotation, cellular component: lysosomal membrane.
GACGGUUUUAUACCUAAAUUACCCAUGUGAUAACGGCACUAAAACGUUAUCUGAUGGCUUGAUUGUGUUUCUUUUUAUUAAAAGUUCCUGUUGUGAAAUGUAAAAUAUAAUUAUAGGCUGGAAUCUGUGAUUAGUGUUCUUGCUAUUAUUUGAUUGGCGUUUGGUGCGUUGUGUCAUAGAUUGCACCCGCCUUGCAAGCUAUGCAAGCCUAAAAUUCCAGUAAGGUUAUGGCUUGACAGUCCUGACAGAACCACGGAACAACAGAGGGUAGGAACUGCACCCAUUUCUAUUUGUAGUAUGUCCGAAUGUCCCAGUCCACAUAUGCAGAAGGAAUACUGAUACAAACGGGAUAAGAUAACCAUUAUGUGUAGCAGGUAUGAUCAUACAGUUUAAAAUUGUGUGUAGUGGCCGUGAUUGCACUUAGUAUUUGUUUUGUUUUUUUCACAAUGAAUGCGUCGGCUGGAACGGGAGUGUUCGUCUUGUCCUUGAUGUCAAUACCCAUCUCAUAUUUAUUUAAUUUUCUUUUAUAUUCGAACAGUAUUGAAGCCAUACUUUUUGCUGGAGCAUCAACCCUAGUAAUCACAGCAAUAUCAGUUCGCCUUGUACUAAAGAAGAAAGCACCCCGGGAUCCACUCUUCUACGUUUUUGCAACCUACGCAUUUUUGAGUGUUGUGAACCUCAUCAUAGGUCUUGAGCAGGAUGGCAUCAUAGAUGGAUUCGUGACCUUUUACUUGAAAGAGGCAGAUCCCUACAUUAAUACUGCUCAUGGACAUAUGAUAUCCUACUGGGAUGGAUGUGUACACUACCUCAUGUACUUGCUGAUGGUAGCGGCAAUAACCUGGGGGGAGAGCUACAGGGCCAUUGGUUUGUACUGGGUGGGAUCCCUCCUAAUGCGGGUCAUAGUGUACAUUCCUGGCAAUAUUGUGGGAAAGUAUGGAGCCCAGCUGAGCCCGCUGUUCCUCAUUCACAUGCUGUAUGUGUUCGUCUCCAUAUGGGCCUGCUUCAGGGUCUGCAGUCAGCCUGCUAUGCGAGGGGCUCCACCGGAGGACAUCCAGGCUACCCAGAAGAAGAGCCUGCUGCAGAGACCUGUGGAUUUACUGUUUGCCAUAUACCUGCUGUGUGCUGCUUCCUUCUGCUCAUUCCGAGGCCUGGUGGCGCUGGACUGUCCCACAGAAUGGUGUCAGGCCUACUCUCACCACUAUGAACCCUAUCUAAGGGACCCCUCUGCCUACCCCAGGAUCCAAAUGGUAGUGAAUAUGUUGUACUUCGUGCCGUGCUAUAUCAUCACUCUGUAUGGUUUGGUUAUUCCUGGCUGUGAGUGGAUCCCUGACCUCACCCUAGUUCAUGCGGGGGCAGUUGCACAGGCACAGUUUUCCCAUAUUGGGGCCUCCCUCCACACGCGAACACCUUUCUCAUACAGAGUCCCAGCAGACACUCAGCUGCUUUUCCUCACGGUCAACGUGGUCUAUGGCCUGGUGCCACAGGUGCUCAGCUACCGUCUGCUCAGCAACCAAGCCUUCUUCCUCAAGCCCCCACCGCAGAAGACUGAAUGACAUCUGUCUGUUCCUACCUGUGACAAUACUCCAUAUAGUCUAUAAAACAACUCUAGAGAUGCCGAAUGUAGUAUUCAUGGAAUUGUGAAACUGUACUUUUACUGCUAUAUAAGUUUCUAUGCAAUGUUAUCUGCACCUGCUCUCUUGCAAUAAUAUGCGUUCUGGUAAAUUGAGGUUUAUAUAUUUUUCUUGUUGUUUACUUGUGUGACUGUGGAUGGCUCUGGGUGUGUAACCAUUUGGGUGAAAGGUUCAAGGACUCAGUUCAUGGCGUUGCCAUGAUAACUUCGGUGUCACCAGUCUUCAUUGUGACUCAUUUGUCAACAUUCCUCUGCAGUACA